This is a messenger RNA of Postia placenta MAD-698-R-SB12, 2484 nucleotides long. RefSeq lists its product as hypothetical. The transcript is spliced from 8 exons. Lineage: Eukaryota; Fungi; Basidiomycota; Agaricomycetes; Polyporales; Adustoporiaceae. Bases 1 to 2484 code for a protein of 827 amino acids. The record is from RefSeq and is a predicted model, not a curated record.
AUGGCGACCUCUAGUACCGGCAGUCCACCUCGAUGGUCUGUAUCAGGUCCCCCGUCCAAGGCAGCAGGGCCCGGGCUCAGCACCGGAAACUCUGUGUCUGCGUCCACACGUUCCUUCGUCAAGGUCUCUGGUCGCAAGCUGUCCCUUUCAGAGGGCCCGUCGGUCACCAGUAGUUCCCCUGUCAAGCAGGCUACCAGUAGUAGGUCGACUAGCGCUAGUGCUCUCGAGCAGACGCGUCUUGGAUCCUUUCCCGCGACGGGCGCGGUGAACAUACCGUCCUUCGCCCGUCCAACGAAGACGUCAGCCUCUCGCACUCAGCAUUCCCCACGUCCAGUCAAGACCCCACCCAGAUCUGACCUGCGCCCGCUCGCUUCUAGUCCUCCAAGAUCUGGCAGCACAGCACGUCAAGCUUCAAGCCCGAAAGCGUCAGUGACUUCUCCCAAGCAUCAAGUCAGCCCUCGUACACUGGACAAGGCCAACGCCAACGCAGCUCCUCUGACCCGCACCGCGACGACUACCGCAGCUGCUCCCCCUGUCAAGACGCAAGGCUCACCGAACUUCCUCACGGCGCCAAAGUGGCAGUAUGGCUCGUCGAUACCACUUCCAGCCGUGGCAAAAAAUGUCGAGACUCGGAGGAUCACCAAGGCUCGACGCUACGCUGACGAACACGCCGUUCAGCCAGGGCGCCUCGAUUCUGCAAUGAAAACGGUGGGCUCGCUGCCUUCGCAGGUGUUCACCUCGAUGUUGGAAGGCCUCCAGGAAAACGAAGAGGAAAGCGAGGAUACCGAUGAGCCCGUUCCACUCAUCAAGGAGACCAUUCAGCCUGCUCUCAAGCAAGAGGCACCUUUCGUACAUGACGGAGACGAAGACGAGGAUUUGGAAGUGCUCAGACGCAUCCGCGACAAGUUCUCGAAGGUGAUUGUGGACGACACGGACCAGGACAUCUACAGUUUGUCGUCAAUGGUCUUCAGGCGCAUCAAAUCGCCCGACUUGAACCCCGAUGCCUACCCUGCGGUCUACGGUGAGCUUAUGCGCUCGCUCGGCGGGCUUGCGUCACUGGUGGAGGAAGUAAAUCAGGCGUUUGGACUCGACGACGACAAAACUAAGGCUGCCAGUGCUCCAAUCGCCCCACUCAUGACUGAACGGAUCGAUACGGUCGUCGACAGUGGUAAUGUUGAUGGCGGCGUGGUCAGUGUUGUACCCCUUGCGAAGGACGAAGUGCUCCGCCGAGUUGAUGCUGUGCACGUUCUUAAUCCUGCGUCCACGUUCACAUUUUCAUCUUUCGAGUCAGUACACUGCAUCGUUAAGCAGGCCUGCUUCCCGACCGAAUCCCUUGAUAUGGACCCAACUGCAACAAAAGAAGAAGACGGAUCAAAAAGACUAAGGCAUGUACACUUUGUUGCCGGCUUUGCGUUUGUUCCUGACGAAUCGCUAUUUGUAGCCGCAUUAAGACCUCCAGUAUUUGCUUUAGCGAGUGCUCUAGUGCAUCCGAGGAAGACUACAGUCGGCUCUUUGAAAGCGGCGGUCCUCUCGCAGCGUGCAUUAUGGAGGCGCAAGCCGAUCCGAGAAGGCUUAGAGGGAGAGAAGAGAGUUUCAGCAAUCGCCACCGACGAGGCCCUUCACCAAGGAGUCGUUAAGCAAGCCGAUGCCGCUCGGAUAUUCACAAAAGGCCAUGUCAGGCCCUCAACGCUUGACAUCCACCCUGGUAGCACUGCCGAGUACGGCUGCAUCGGUGAUGUCACUGAGCAAGACAUCUCCGAAUCUGCUCUCCAGAGUGAGCGUGCACUCACUCCGGUGGAGACCGACAAGCACAUAUCCACCAUGGGUGAGCAGCGGGCCAAGAAAGCGGCGCCGACUCCUAGGCUUGUUGAAGGCAUAAUCUCUCUUCCGUCUGAGGAUAUUGCUACUGCAAAGUAUUUCUUAAGCACAUCUGAAUUGGUACUGGGUGAUCAUCAAGGCUCAUCGCGCUGCAUGAUCCAGCUUCAUCACUCACAGUCGAACCACACAUCAGGUCCGACGUUGAAUGAUCCUAGGCCAGCAUCAAUCGAGGAUGAUUCGCCGCCGAGGUCUACGAGUAGUGGCUCUGGUCUCUCACAGCCGACGUCUCAGCCUGGCUUCUGGACCCGUCUCUUUUCUCGGUCUUCACCUGGCUCUUCCAGCCUGACGGCCCGCUCUCUGCCACCUGAUGCCCUGGAGGCAUACUGUGGCGACAAGACUCGUUGUCAAGACUCACUUGUCCCUGCCUUUUCUGCGGCGUCGGCAGCAGCAGCCCUCUCUAGCGCCUCUCGCAUUUCUGAGGACCGUGACGAGCCCGACGCUAGUGACUCGAGCUUCGCGUCGACCCAAUAUACUGCUUCGUCUAUGCCGUCGCCGACUGUGCCAACGUCAAGAUUUUCUUCUGCUUCUAGUAUCCGGCUGCCCUUGCCCGACUCUGAAUCCAGCCGCUUCAGCCCUAUCAAAAGUUUCUUUCGCCGUCUCUUCUAG